Colletotrichum navitas is the source of this 776-nucleotide messenger RNA. RefSeq lists its product as uncharacterized. The coding region runs from base 134 to 415 and encodes 93 amino acids. The record is from RefSeq and is a predicted model, not a curated record. The transcript has a single exon. Lineage: Eukaryota; Fungi; Ascomycota; Sordariomycetes; Glomerellales; Glomerellaceae.
CUUGAAAUCAUUGACAACGGUUCCCGUUUGCGUUUAAUCAAUUUGCCAAGGUGACGAUGGAGAGCAACAAACUCUCGCGCAGUCAAGUUCUGCUCUUGGGCCGAGCGAGCGUUACUGUCUCGCGCCCCGGUCCAUGCUAGGGAUAUCCGAGCGGAUUACUGCUCAUAGCGGCGAGCAAUACCCACCGCCACCACCUUCCCUUUUAAAAGCACUUCGGCCGAAGCUUACCUCUCAACGGACGGGAAGGCGGGGAGGCGGGGAGGCGGGGGGCAGGUCAGCAAACCGAAUUGGGAGGAUGAUGCUCGGCAAAAGACUUUUCCACUCAAAAAGCAAAGUUAAAGUUAAAAAGCAAAGAGAGGCAGAAAGAGAGAUAGAUGGAGAGUGUAUGAUUGUACCUAUGCAGGCGGUCGAUUGAGGAGUGACAGAGGCCCCCCCCUCCACCCCGGUCGAGUUGCAAAGGAAUGGCGUCGACGGCUUGGGGGUUUGUGCGGUGCACCUGCACCUGCACGAAGAUGACCAGAUAGUAUCAUUGUUCACGGGCGCGUGUAUUGUCUCUGCUCUCUCGCGCAAUAUGCAACUUCUUGCCUGCCCAUUGGAUCCCUCCUGUCUGCCACGGUAUCCGACGGGCGACGUCUCCCCCUGGGUUGAGGUUCAAAUAGAGCAGAGAGAGCAAUGAAGGCCACAUAGGAAAGCACUUUACACGCUGUGCUGCGCCGCGGCCCUGCCCUGGUCCCGUUCUGUGCUGCACUUCCCUAGACUGCUCUGGAGACUAAUGG